Molecule: messenger RNA, 324 nt
Organism: Dibothriocephalus latus
Lineage: Eukaryota; Metazoa; Platyhelminthes; Cestoda; Diphyllobothriidea; Diphyllobothriidae
Source: the annotation of a GenBank genome assembly
GAAAGCGGUCUUGGCAAGGCGACCCUGGUGAACAGCCUUUUCAUGCAGGAUUUGUACAAGGAUCGCGAGGAGGUGGACGCCAAUGAGCGCAUCCAUAAGGUGACAAAGAUCGAGAAGCGUCAAAUCGAAUUGGAUGAACGUGGAGUGAAAUUGCGUCUCACGAUUGUUGAUACACCCGGCUUCAAUGACGCGGUCAACGCGGAAGAAUGGUCUGUCUGCUUGGUUUUUUCAUCUUCACCUUCGCUCUCUUUCUCUGUCUUUUCCCUAAAUUCGCGUCAUGUCCUUAAUAAGUCAAUCAAACCGAUCCUGAUGACCUUCGGUUAA